Molecule: messenger RNA, 1107 nt
Organism: Cordyceps militaris CM01
Lineage: Eukaryota; Fungi; Ascomycota; Sordariomycetes; Hypocreales; Cordycipitaceae
Exons: 1
Coding region: 1-1107 (368 amino acids)
Source: RefSeq, a predicted model, not a curated record
AUGACUGAUUGCAUUAACGACGAAGCAUGGGAGCUGUGGGAGUUUGAAGCCUUUGGUGCCGCGGGCACGCCAGCGGUCGGUGUUUCCUUGUACCGGGACUCUCGCGGCCUGGAGCAGGGAGGAUUCCACGCCGAGCUCAACGCUAUAUGGGAGGACGGCAGCAAAUGGGGCGAGACUCUUCACUUUCCGCUGUCGGUGGUGACGGCAGAUGGUGAUGCCGCUGGGGAAGGGCGCGUGACAGGUACAUGGGCUUGGAAAGGCACGGGCGAGGGGAAGGAAGCCGAAGGAAGUAUCACCUUCACCAUCGACUCUCACCUGUCAUCCGCAGAGCUUCGAUUCAACGUCCCGGGGAAAGUCUCCGGUGAGAUGCAGCUUCAGCGCCUGCCAGGAUCGAACAGUCCCAACCAGGCGAACCUGGCCACCUCGGAGCACUGCGCGUCACUCUACCCAUCCGUAUACUACCUUUUCCCUAUGGGGCCCGUCCAAGCUACGGCGAGUCUUACUUUUCCUCGAUUCGAUAGAUCUGACGAUGAGCAGAAGCUCUCGAUUGGCUUCGAUCAAUAUGGUCCGGGCCGCGGAGGAAUGGUGCGCGGGUGGUCUGCUCUGAGCUGGCCGCUGUUCAUGAACGACGCGUACUACACCGUCGCACAUGUCGGGCCCUAUACGCUACAACUUCUACGCGUACUUGGAUCUGCCGCUGCGAAGCAUCUGCCCUACGCCGUUGCCCGGCUGCACCACGGCGAUGAGCUGGUGUGCGCGGCCAACGACGCCGUUGACGACAGCUCGCAGCAGGGAGCGCAGGACCACGAUACAGUGCGCGUAGACAAGAUCUUUCUAAGAGACGGCCAAGACCAGAGUGGUAGCAUCUUUGGCGCCUUUCGCGACAAAAAUAUCGGAUACGUCAUUGAAUUCAAGUCACCCCGGCGACAGCAGCGAUGGGUAUUUGAAGCACGUCACAGGCUGCCGCUGUGGAGCGAGCCGACGAGUGCUCCCGGCCCGGAUGCCUGCGGCAAGUCCGGAUGGGUGGAAGUGGUCUCGGGGGGAUUGGAGAAUGAAACAUUUCAAGGGUCCGGAGUGAGCGGCCAGCUGCAAAUUCCUGUACCUUGA